This is a messenger RNA of Saprolegnia parasitica CBS 223.65, 1078 nucleotides long. RefSeq lists its product as hypothetical. The transcript has 4 exons. Lineage: Eukaryota; Oomycota; Saprolegniomycetes; Saprolegniales; Saprolegniaceae. The record is from RefSeq and is a predicted model, not a curated record. Gene Ontology annotation, cellular component: lysosome. Gene Ontology annotation, molecular function: thiolester hydrolase activity; palmitoyl hydrolase activity. Bases 31 to 1023 code for a protein of 330 amino acids.
CAACGUGUCGGUAAGCGCCGCCGCCGCAGCAUGCUCCAGUCGGUCGUCGUCCGCAUCCUCCUCAUGGCCGUCUCGGGCUCCUUGGUCUGGGAGGUGCAGUCGCCGCCCAAGGCCUUCGAGAACGAGUACAUCAUCGACGUUCCGACCGUGUACGUCGACGGUCCGGCCUCGGCCUUCUUUCCCGUCGUCAUGAUGCAUGGCAUGAACGACGCCGGGCACAAUGGCCACAUGGAGCGCAUGCGCAACGUGGUCUCCGAGACGCUCGACGGCGCCUACGUGACGAGCGUCCAGAUCGGCAAGAACGUCGCCGAGGACGAGUACAACAGCGUGCACUUGACCAUGGACGAGCAGGUCGCGCGCUUCGCCGCCAUCGUCGCCAAGGACCCGAAUCUGCGCAAGGGCUUCCAUGGCAUCGGGUUCUCCCAAGGCGGGCUAAUCCUCCGCGCGUACAUUGAGCGCUACAACGACCCGCCCGUCAUUGGCUUCCUCGCCUGCCAUAGCCCGCUCGCCGGCAUUGGCGCGCUCCCGAUCUGCAACCCCAACGAUUUUGGCUGCCGCCAGCUCAACAAGAUUGUCGGCGCUGUCGCCUACUCGGACGAACUCCAAGAGCACCUGGCGCAGAGCAAUUACUACCGGGACCCGACGCGCAUCCAGGAGUACCUCGACCACGUUCACUUUCUACCGGACCUCAACAACGAGUGGGCGACCGUCAAUACGACGUACGCUGCCCACUUCAAGUCGCUUCGGCAGCUCGUGCUCGUCCGUGCUAUGCGGGACAGCCAAGUGGCGCCGAGUCUCUCGUCGUGGUUUGGCGCCUACAAGGAUGGCGACUGGUCGACGCUACUGCCCAUGAACGCGACGCCAUGGUACACCACGGACGCAUUUGGGCUGCAGUCGCUCGACGCGGCGGGCAAGAUCACGCUCUACGAGACGCCGGACGACCACCUCCAGUUCAGCGACGAGACGCUCGCGGGCUGGGUGCGCACGCACUUUAAACCUGCCUCGAUGCAGCAGCUGGCGUAGACUGCCAUAAAGAGUGUGUUUUUUAACUUAUCAUAAAGAGCUUUGGUUCCUCGUG